Brassicogethes aeneus is the source of this 1721-nucleotide messenger RNA. The record is from the annotation of a GenBank genome assembly. NCBI's taxonomy places the organism in Eukaryota, Metazoa, Arthropoda, Insecta, Coleoptera, Nitidulidae.
CUAGUAUAAGAACCGUUUCGCUUGACAGUUAUAAAUCGUAAUGGCGGAUCAAAGUUGGACAAUAACAUAUAUUGGCUUGAAAUUACAGGUUCUUUUUAUCUAACUUUAUAUUUUAUUGCAAAUUAUUCAUUUUGCAUUUUUAAAUCGUGAUUCAGUGAAUAGUGAUUUAGUAUCACGACGAAAUAUAUAAUUGCAUUUAGAUUAGAGUGUUUAUUAUGUUAUUGUAUGUAUUUUUUGUGCUAGAAAAUUGAUAUAAAACGUAAGGCAAAAAGUUAAAAGAAACAUUUUUUUAAUUUCGUUAUGCUGAAAAGUGAUCUAUGUCGUAAUAGAUAGCUAUGGCAAAUUUGAACUUUACAAGAAACAUAGGAGGUAACAGCCUCGGUAGAUCAAGUGUGAGUUUUGGAAAUAAUUCGGUUUCUGGUCAUGUUACGCCAGUUUUUGGACAAAGGGUACCAGAAAGAAGAACAAUUUCCACUAUGGGAAACAGUAACCAAAUGGGAAGCAUGAGCUCACUGGGUGGUUAUAGUUCCUUUAACUCUGUUUUUGGAACCGGUGACACGAAUACUCCAUCGCUUUUAGACCUUAGUGAGUUUCCUUCGCUAACAAACCGGAAUUCGGAUGUUCCCCAGCCGAGUCCUAUGCCCAGCGGAAAACCUUACGUGGGUAUGGUGAAACAGCCGACUUCGGAAUCAAGUGAGUUUACGAUGUCGUCCGAAGAUUUUCCGGCAUUGCCGGGUACGCACAACAGAGAGGGGGUGUCGCCUGGAGGAAGCUCUUCAAGCGAUAAAAUCAUCACUGGCAGUGGAGAUGGUGCUAAUCUUACUAGAGAAAGUGAUAAAAAUACCUCCAAGUCAGGAAUCCAAACGUCUCCAGACGGGAGAGUAACGAACAUCCCGGGCAGUAUGGUAAACGAUCAAUUUGGUAUAGUGGGAUUACUGACAUUCAUCAGGGCAGCUGAGACGGAUCCGAAUCUGGUGUCUUUGGCACUGGGUCAAGAUCUUACGGCGCUUGGACUGAAUCUCAACUCACCAGACAACCUGUAUCCCACCUUCGGCGGUCCUUGGGCCGAACACCCUUGCAGACCGCAAGACAUAGACUUUCACGUUCCUCCUGAAUAUCUCAUCAACCAUGCCAUCAGGGAUAAACUUGCUUCCAUGAAGUUAAGUCGGUAUAAAGACGAUCUUUUGUUCUUUAUGUUUUACAACAACAUUGGUGACGUACUUCAGAUUGCAGCAGCUGAUGAAUUAUACAACCGGGAAUGGAGGUACCACACAGAAGAAAAGGUUUGGAUAACGCAAGUACCUGGUAUGGUAUUAAUAGAAAAGACAUCAACGUACGAAAGGGGAACCUACUACUUUUUCGAUGCCCAAAACUGGAGGAAAGUAGCAAAAGAAUUCCAUCUGGAUUACAGCAAACUUGAAGGCCGGCCAACAAGAAACCAGAACAUUCAUAAUAGUUCAUGAAAGUUUUUUCUCGAACUUAACUGGCUAUAAAUAAAUGAAAAGUGUAUACAUUAUAUUGAGUUGUUAGAUUUAAGGAUUAAUAUUUCUGAUAGACAAAUGACAACGGCAUUUUUUUAUCAGGAUUGGAUAAGUAUUAAUUAAUUUGAAAUGAAUUAAAGUUAUAUAUCUAUACAGUUUUCAUUUCAUUUGUAAAUUUAUUGUACAAUAUUGAUAAAUAUUAUAAUUUCAACAUCGUACUUAUAGAUCUCAAUCUGUGAG